CAGUUGAGAGAAACUUCCACAAGAAUCACAAAAACAGCAAUCAUUGCAGGUUCAACUAGUUAAAUAAUUUCGGUGAAAAUUUGCAGCUUGAUUAAAAUUGCAUUAUCUGAAGUGUUUUAUCAGUUAGUAAGAGCAAACCUCGCUCGUCGGUGUGCAUGGACAACGCUGUCAAAUAGGAUUUAUUCAGCUUAAAACUCACGGUAAAACAACAGUGUAUUGAUCGUGGAUGCAACGUUAACUGUAUAAGAGAAGACCAAAACUGAAGCAGCAGUAUGGCGGUCUACUGCUGGGGCAAUACCGUCCACGGCGAGCUCGGAUUAGGUGGCAUCGAAGAUGAGCAGGUUCUUCUUCCGCGCGAAAUGGACUGGUGCCAUUCGUCCAGCGUACAGCAGGCUGCCUGUGGCGCCUCGCACACCCUCCUGCUGACCAAGGAUGGAAAGUUGUUCUCCUGCGGGAACAACGACCACGGACAGCUGGGUCACGAUACGGACAAUCUGCCCAACAAACGGCCACGUACGUGCCGCUUUAAGUUCAUCUCAUCGCUGGAAAACUACAUCGUAACGCAGGUUACAUGCGGCAACUCGCACUCACUCGCCCUAACCAACUGGGGCCAAGUGUUCAGCUGGGGUUCCAACGCGAUCGGACAGUUGGGCCACGACUCCGAUCUGCAAACAUACGGCACCCCGCGAAUGGUCAGAACGAUCGCCACGAAAACCGUUGUCCAGAUCGCAUCCGGCCAGUUUCACUCGCUAGCGCUCACCAACAGCGGUGAACUGUUCUCGUGGGGCGCCAACGGGUAUGGUCAGCUGGGACUGGGUACGACCACCGAAAAAGUGGUCACCCCAACGUUGGUGAAAUCGCUUGCCGGAAUCCCGAUCGCAUUUAUCGCUUGCGGAGGUAAUCACAGUUUCGCCGUUUCCAAAUCUGGUGCAAUAUUUGGUUGGGGGAAGAACACGUUUGGGCAGUUGGGUUUAAAUAAUCUCGUUUCCCGGUGCUUUCCACAACAGUUGAAAACACUGCGAAACUUGGGGGUGCGGUACAUCAGCUGCGGCGAUGAUUUCUCCGUUUUUCUGACACAGGAGGGAGGCGUGUUCACAUGCGGAGCGGGCACCUUCGGUCAACUGGGACACGGCACGUGUAGCAACGAGAUCCUUCCCAGGAUGGUGUUUGAGUUGAUGGGUAGUAAGAUUACGCAGAUUGCUUGCGGACGGAGGCAUACGUUGGCGUUUGUACCUUCCAGGGGAAAGAUAUACGGGUUUGGAUUGGGCGGAGUCGGACAAUUGGGAGUAGGUGUCAGUACCAAUUAUAAUACGCCACAGAUUGUGCGUGGGCCUUGGAUUGAUCCGGGUCCGAAAACACUUGAAAGCCUCAGUUCUAAUUCAACAAAUGACUUGAUUGUGGGAAAAAUCUUCGCCGGUGGUGAUCAAUGCUUUGUUUCUCUUCAAAGUAAUGAUCAUGAAAGUAUAGGCUCUGCAGAUUAUCGCUUAUACGAACCAGGCUCUCAGAUCUUGACGAUGUCCGCCGAAAUCAGCAAUAGCCUUUGCCGCAUUCAACCGGAAGACAACAUCGACAUUGAUUUGCUCAGUGUGAUCGAAACCGUCUUCAAAAGUUUGGCAUGCUUCAAUGGCUCUUGGCUACUGCCCAAUGAGCAGCACCAGUGCUGUUCAUCUAAACAACCCGGAGUCGACAUGGAGGCCGCAGAAGUAUCCUUCGAAAACAUUCGGAAAAUCGAACACGACACUUUGAAGCAGUUGAUCUGGGAAUCGAUCUCGAGCGAUCUUAUCACCUCGCUGGUGGCGUCUCCUGCUGAUGUGGAAACGCUACGCAUUUAUCUAACGCUGCCAAUGUAUCACGAAUUUAUCAAUUCAAAGAACUACGCCAAACUACACUCGCCCUUCAGUCUAGCUGUUCAGAAACUGCAGAAAAAUCCAUUCACCAUCGUCAGUCGAUGGUGGUCCAACCAAUCGGUUGAAUAUUUUGAACGCAUGGUGGAGAACUUCAAAAGCGUCAUUCUGUACAUAAUCAACUUCAAAUUCCCCAAAGUGGUGGGCAGUAAUGGCGAGGAGCGUCAGGAAAUACGUUACGAGUCGAAUCUAGCCGCAAUGUUGGACAUCGUAGGAAUCCUGUACCAAAUAAACCACAUCGAGCGAAAGCAAAAAUUGCCUUAUGAACAGUUCCACAUCCACGAGAUAGACGACUUGAUCGACAUCCGGCUGGACUACGUCCGCUGGGUAACCGACACCAACGGGACCUACUUCUCACUGUGCAAUUAUCCAUUCAUCUUCAAUGCGUCCGCCAAGACGUACUUACUGCAAACGGAUCAGGGACUUCAAAUGCAUCAAGCCAUGCAGGACGCAGCGCACGCCAGUUUUCUCUCGCUCUUCCGACCGGAUGUCAACAUUUCGCAGUUCAUCGUGUUGAAUGUGUCGCGGGAAAACAUCGUGCAGGACACGAUCCGGGAGCUGGCCCAGUACACACCAAACGAUUUGAAGAAACCGCUCAAGAUUAAGUUCCACGGCGAGGAAGCCGAAGAUGCCGGUGGACUGCGGAAAGAAUUCUUCAUGCUGUUGCUCAAAGAUAUCCUGGAUCCCAAGUACGGCAUGUUCAAAACGUUCGAGGAGUCCAGAUCUAUUUGGUUCACUGAGGACUUCUUCGACAACGAGGAGGCCAUGUUCGCUCUGAUCGGAAUACUUUGCGGGUUGGCUAUCUACAAUUUCACGAUCAUCAAUCUACCGUUUCCGCUGGCGUUGUACAAGAAACUGCUGGACGAACAGGUGGACUUGUCCGAUUUGAAGGAUCUGUCACCAACAGUGGCGCAAUCCAUGCAGUCCAUUCUCGACUACACGGAAUCGGACUUUGAAGAAGUUUUCGACCUGUCGUUCUCAACGACGCGGGAUUACUUCGGGGAGAUGCAGACAAUCGAGUUGAUGCCCGGAGGCGACAAGACGCGGGUCACUUUGGAGAACAAGGAAGAAUUUGUUCGCCUCUACAUUGACUACGUGCUGAACAAAUCAGUGGAUAAGUCAUUCAAACAAUUUCGACUAGGGUUCAUGAAGGUUUGCGGUGGCAGUGUCCUCAAGUUGUUCAAAGCUCACGAACUGAUGGCGGUGGUUAUCGGUAAUGAGGAGUACGAUUGGCAUCUUCUGGAGGAGAACGCCGAGUACAAAAAUGGAUACAAGUCCAGCGACCCCACGAUUCGGUGGUUUUGGGAGGUCUUCCACGAGUUGCCACUAGAGGAAAAAAAGAAGUUCUUGCUUUAUCUAACAGGCUGUGAUCGUAUACCAAUUCAAGGCAUGAAAGCAAUCAAGAUCCAUAUUCAACCAACGCCCGACGACAAGUUCCUGCCGGUGGCACACACCUGCUUCAACCUGCUCGAUCUACCCCAGUACAAGACGAAGGAAAAACUCAAGUACAAGCUGCUGCAAGCAAUUCAGCAAACUCAGGGCUUCAGUUUGGUAUAGCCAGCACGUGUGAGUAUUCCGCAACCCCUAGAUAUGGAUACGAUACUCGAUUACAAAAUCCCAGAUUCCGUUGAAACUCAUAGAAGACUGCCAGAGAAGGCCGCCAUCAAAAUUAAUUCAACCCUUGCGGGUGCAUUGUGUUACAGGAAAUCCACUUUAAACAGAAAUUCAUACGGUCGGUCUGGGUGGGUGAGCAUUAUGUUAGAACUCAGAUAUACUGUACAAGAGAGCUUUAAUAUGCUUUUAUUGGGCAAAUAGAUUAUUAGACGUAUGACUGACUGCGUUGUCGACCUAUUCAUUGGUCGGAAGCAGGAAAUUUUAAAUUAUAAAUUAAGAAUUGUUUGUUACUGAGAGAUGAAAAAAAUCAACUUAUUUAUUCCAAUCUUUUGACCAGUGAUUCAGAAGCGAAGCAUCCACAUAAUGCUUUUCUUCAUAUACAAUUAGUUAAGAUGGUGAUCUCGGUUAUUUCCAUUUGUUAGUUUACCCGAAUUGGAGAUGAAUCGGACAAAAAAAAAUCCGCACUGGUAGCAGAGUUCAUUACACGUUUAAAACAAACAACUUGCUUGAAAUUCAACUGGCUAGGCCAACGAAUAGGCUGCAAUGCGAAGCGAUGUAGCCUUGAUGUUUGAUCGUUAACUAGGUUAAAAUAAAAGAUUUAAAAUA
Molecule: messenger RNA, 4124 nt
Organism: Armigeres subalbatus
Lineage: Eukaryota; Metazoa; Arthropoda; Insecta; Diptera; Culicidae
Gene: Herc4
Product: probable E3 ubiquitin-protein ligase HERC4
Exons: 9
Coding region: 273-3461 (1062 amino acids)
Biological process (GO): protein ubiquitination; ubiquitin-dependent protein catabolic process
Cellular component (GO): cytoplasm
Molecular function (GO): ubiquitin protein ligase activity
Source: RefSeq, a predicted model, not a curated record